Molecule: messenger RNA, 1826 nt
Organism: Dioscorea cayenensis subsp. rotundata (Guinea yam)
Lineage: Eukaryota; Viridiplantae; Streptophyta; Magnoliopsida; Dioscoreales; Dioscoreaceae
Product: lysosomal Pro-X carboxypeptidase-like
Exons: 10
Coding region: 47-1570 (507 amino acids)
Biological process (GO): proteolysis
Molecular function (GO): serine-type exopeptidase activity; dipeptidyl-peptidase activity
Source: RefSeq, a predicted model, not a curated record
CAAAAGUCUCAGGUAGUGUUUUUCUUGCUCAUCUCAUUAUACAACAAUGAUAGUUUUAUCAAACAACAAGAAGAUGGAAUCCCCUGUUAGAGUCAUCGUGUUCUCAUUGUUCUUUAUGCUGUCUAUAUUCCCCUUCUCCAUUGCAGUGAGGAGUUUUGGAAAUUCUUAUCUACAUCACCAUUCCAGUGAGUCUUUGUUUUCAAGUGACAGUUCUUAUGAGGUGAAGUACUUCACACAAAUCCUUGAUCAUUUCAACUUCCAUCCGAAAAGCUAUGAUACAUUCCAGCAGAGAUAUCUUGUUAAUGAUACUCAUUGGGGUGGUGCCAAGGAGGCAGCGCCAAUCUUUGUUUAUACUGGAAAUGAGGGUAAUAUCACUUGGUUUGCACAAAAUACAGGUUUUAUGUUUGACAUUGCACCACAUUUCCAUGCCCUCCUUGUCUUCAUCGAGCAUAGGUAUUAUGGGGAUUCCAUUCCCUUUGGUGAUACAGAGGUUGCAUAUAGCAAUGCCACUACUCUUGGGUAUUUGAGCUCGACACAGGCCCUUGCUGACUACGCAACCUUAAUAAUUGAUCUAAAGAAAAAUUUGACUGCUGAACAAUCGCCGGUUAUUGUUUUUGGAGGUUCUUAUGGAGGAAUGUUGGCUGCAUGGUUUAGGCUGAAGUAUCCUCAUGUGGCUAUCGGAGCCUUGGCAUCUUCAUCUCCAAUUCUCCAGUUUGAUGACAUUAUUUCUCCGUAUGCCUUCAAUGAUGUUAUCACAAAAGACUACAAGAGUGAGAGUGAAAGCUGUUACAGAACAAUAAAAGGUUCAUGGAAGGAGAUUGAUGAGGCCUUCACUCGAACGGGUGGACUUGAGGAGCUUGAGAAAUCAUUUCAUAUAUGCAAAGACCAAGUACAAAAUGAAUGGUUAAGGUCAUGGAUUCAGACUGCAAUUGUAUAUGCGGCAAUGACAGACUAUCCUACAGAAUCAAACUUCUUGCAACCUCUCCCAGCUUAUCCAGUGAGACAGAUGUGCAAGGCCAUAGAUGAUCCUAAAGCAGGCAACAACACAUUUGCAAAACUUUACGGUGCUAUGAACAUCUAUUAUAAUUACAGUGGAACAAAACCAUGCUUAAAUCUCAGUGAUUCUAUUUUUCAUGGAAUGGAUGGAUGGUAUUGGCAGUCUUGCACUGAAAUGAUUUUGCCAACUCAAGGAAACAAUGAGAACAGCAUAUUUCCGGCCUCUACCUACAAUUACACAAGCAUAGCUUCAGAAUGCAAAGUUGAGAAUGGUGUUCCCCCGAGGCCACAUUGGAUCACAACAGAGUUUGGUGGUCAUGAUAUCAAAAGGGUAUUGAAGCGAUUCGGUAGCAAUAUCAUCUUCUUCAAUGGCUUAAGGGAUCCAUGGAGUGCUGGAGGUGUAUUGGAGUCUAUUUCGGAGAGCAUUGUAGCCAUAGUCUCAGCUCAAGGGGCUCACCACGUCGAUCUCCGAUUCGCAAACAAUGAUGAUCCUAAAUGGCUUAAAGAUGUCCGGGAAAAAGAAAUUCAGAUAAUGAACAAGUGGCUUCAAGAGUAUUACACAGUAACUAAUUAGAGUUGCUCUAAUCUUCUUCUUUUCUUAUCAAAUUUUCAUGUUGUCUUAAAUAAACUUAUUUAAAUAAAAAAAGAGAACAAUGUCUGAAACAUAAACAUUGCAUUAAAAUGAGCAAAACAGAAUAGAAAUGCAAGUUCUGAAGUUUCUAUACAGAGUAGUUAUAUGCUACAGUAGAUAAUAAGGCUACACAAUCUUAGUACAAAUUCAGAAAUAUUCUUCAGAUCUUCCCUUGAAUCCAAUCUGGCCAAAUGUGAGG